Molecule: messenger RNA, 1336 nt
Organism: Anopheles darlingi
Lineage: Eukaryota; Metazoa; Arthropoda; Insecta; Diptera; Culicidae
Exons: 2
Coding region: 1-1266 (421 amino acids)
Source: RefSeq, a predicted model, not a curated record
AUGAUGAACAAACCAAAUGCAUGGACCGCUUUUGAUCAGCUAGUGUCUUCUCCUCUGCUAUCGGCGAGAAACAUUAUUGGGAGGAAACGGCAAAGGCGAAAGUCACCGAAGAGAACACUCCGAAAAAGCCAGCAUGUGAUAGAUAAGGCUAUCCCCGACGAAGGUCAAUUGAUUGAGGACUCAUCAGAAGAGGAACUAGACGUUCUUGUUAAACCGUCGUCGACUGAACCGUCGAGAACGGCGAAAUUGCAAGAUGUAUCACCUGUACCAGGAGAAGACAGUUCCGUUUCGGAUUUGGACGAUAUUUCAGAAGGAUCGCCGGCUAUAUUUAAUGAAACGAGCGACAGCUCCUCAACAGAAGACGAUUGUUUGGGAAUCACGUGUAGGGAUACGAAAAUGACUCGUUUACCGUUUAAAACAAAACGGUAUCAAAAGCGUCGUCGAAUCACGGAUGAGGAUUUAAACACUUCUUUUAUUAGUACCGUCAUUUCUCCUACAAAAGAUGAAGUUCAAAUGAGCUACCGACAAAAGUGUUUCCGAAGAGAUACCAUUUCUAAUCAAAGUAGGCGGCCUGCUCUGAAUUUGUCGACUGAAUCCCCAGCGAGCACCGAUGUACUGCGCACUAGUAGCCUAAAUGCAUCGCGAUGGAAUCAAUUAGAAACAUCAUUCAUGGAAAAAGAACAUUGGAACAUUGAGGACGUAUCUUCAUCUUCGGAAAAAGAGCGCGAGCAUGACGAUCAGGCCAGAGGUAUGAUCGAAAGCUACACACCUUCGCCCGUAGACACUUUGCCACGGACCGGUCGUCUCAAUGCCGCAUCAUCGUUCUACGACGCCUCAUCCAAAGAAGUAAAGCGAAAGCAUAGAAUUUUAAAACAGCCCGCAGGGUCCGUCAUUGGUCAGUUAGAAUCAGCUUUGCGAGAAAAGAAAUCACGUCAGAAUAUCUGGAACCACGAAGUAUCUUGCGGAAUUUUACGACCAUCGAUGGUAGUGAAAGUGGAAUGCAUUAAUCGAUCCUACGGCCGAAUAAUGAUACAUUUCCGAACACCUUCCGAGGGUGGAAAUCCACAGGAGCUGGUCGAAAAUAUUAUAUGUGUCGAUCCGACCGAUCGGUCACUGAAACAACUCCAAAUCGGAAUGGAGAUUGCGCUUGACAUAGACGACCAGAUCGCUCCGCUCCGCAUAUCCCGCAAUCGUUUGGUGCACCCCGGCAACACUAGAUUUAGUCUCGUACGUACACCAGCACUGGACAAUAAACAAAAACAGUAAAACCGAGUGGGACGUACUUUUUCGCAAGGUUGAUUUUAUUUCCCUCGCUACAUCUCCGCCGGGCACACAA